CUGCUGUUUUUCAAAUCAAAAUUUUGAAAAUGAAGCAAAAACACUCCAAGAACCGGGCCAAGCCGUACAAAAAGCCCACGCCGGCACGUCGAAAUGAAAAAUUCUCAAAGAACUACAGCUUCAUCCAGAGAAGCAAACAAAUGGAGGAAAUGCGACGACGGGAAAAGAUUCCCGAGACUGCAUCUAAGGAAUACGAGCCCAUUGCGGAACUUCUGCCAGAUGUACAGGAAGAUGUUAACGAGGCUGGAUUCUAUGAACAACUGGUCACUGGAUAUAAUCAAGUACCCACAAGUCACAUUCUCAGCUCAACAGCAGAGGAACCCAAUGUUUCUGCUCCAAAACAAAUCAAACCUAAGAAGAAGAAAUCUUCUGAUCUAAAAAAGUUAAAUUCGGACUUUGAAAUAUACAAUUCGUUUUCUAAACGAUUCGAUUUGGAGUUGUCUACUGAAAAUAUUAAUGAUUUGGUUACAAAAAAGAAUGUCAAAUCGAUUAAGAGUAAUUGGCCUGCCUUGGGAAGUUUAAGAUUUGAGAUUCCACAAUUAUCUGACGGUACAAAAGAUCCCGAGAGUAGUGAGCCUAAAGAAGUGGAAAACUCCGAGGAUCUACAAAAGUUGGAGGUGAAAAUGUCAAUCUGUGGAAACGUUAAAUUUCCGCUCUCCGCCCUGCAGUCCGAAAUAUUCAACAUUGUGAAUAACUACCAGGAUUUGUAUUAUCCACACCGGACUCACAGCAAUGCUGAGGAGAUUAGAUAUGUUUAUUGCCUCCAUGCUCUGAAUCAUAUGAUGAAAGUAAGAUCUUUGAUAUUGCGGAAUAACGAGAAAGUUGCAGCUCUGGCAAAGUCCAUGAAACUGUCACCCAACGAAAUCUCCAUACCAGAAAGUUUUAGAGAUCAAGGACUAAAACGGAUGAAAGUAGUUUUCAUAGUUCCUUUUAGGGAAUCUGCUCUAAAAAUAGUAAACGUAAUCGGUGACUUACUUUUUGGAAGUCAAGAUGACCAAGCCAGAAAGAAUUCAAUCUCAAACUAUGAUCGGUUUCUUGGCGAUUACUCUGGAAACACGUUAUAUUUCCCAAAGACCAAUCCAAAGCCGGUGGAUUAUGAGCAAACCUUCAGUGGCAAUACCGAUGACAACUUUAAACUGGGCAUUCGCUUUACAAAAAAAACAAUGUCCCUCUUCUCCGACAUGAAUUCUUCGGAUAUACUGAUCGCAUCCCCACUGGGUCUGAGAAUGCUGGUAACGGAUAAAGAUAAUGAUUUCGACUUUCUGAACUCCAUCGAACUGUUGAUAAUUGACCAAGCGGAACUGUUUUUGGCGCAGAAUUGGGAGAAUCUUCUUCAUUCCCUGGAUCAUCUGCACUUGCAGCCUCAGAAAUUGCCCGACACCAAUUGUCAGCGAGUUCGAACCUGGUGCCUCAGCGGAGCAUCAAGCUUUUACCGCCAGACUUUACUCUUUGCAUCGCACGAACUUCCCGAAUUUCGUGCAGUGCUCAACAGUAAAUGCAGUAACUACCAGGGAAAAGUACGGGUCUCGAAUCUGGUCGAGCACGGAGAUAUCCGCAAUGUUCUAACACCGAUUCAGCAAGUUUUUCGGAGAAUUGCAUGCUCCAAUGUGGAAUCGACCUUUGACGAUCGGUUUCAAUAUUUUGUCAAGCAUAUUGUGCCCCAGUUCAGUAAACCAGGGUUCUCCCAUUGCAUGCUAUACGUGCCCAGCUACUUUGACUAUGUACGUAUACGGAACCAUUUUAAAGCAGAAAUGAUUAGCUUUGUACAGAUAAAUGAGUACACAAAGAAGGAAAAAAUUUCCCGGGCGAGAGAUAUAUUCUUCCACAGCGGAGCAUCUGUUUUACUGUAUUCGGAAAGAGCACACUUUUUCCGGCGCACUCGAAUCAAGGGCAUCCGGAAUUUGAUCAUAUAUCAACCGCCAAACUUCCCGCACUUUUAUUCGGAGAUGAUCAAUUUAAUGCUCGAAUCCAAUCAAAAUCCACGGGAUGGAUUAGGGGAUGCCAUGUCCGUUAGUGUCCUUUACACAAAGUACGACCUUUUAAGCUUAAGUAAUAUAGUUGGAAGCGAGAAUGCUGUAAAGUUAACCUCUGGGAAAAAAGAUUCUUACCUUUUCUCGACAAAAAGCUAGAUUGUUUUAUAACCAUAACAUUACAAUUGUGUAUAUAUAUUAAAUAUAUGUUGAAAAAUUGAAAAAAAUCGUUUUUUAGU
Messenger RNA from Drosophila bipectinata, 2209 nucleotides. RefSeq names its product U3 small nucleolar RNA-associated protein 25 homolog. Gene Ontology annotation, biological process: maturation of SSU-rRNA from tricistronic rRNA transcript (SSU-rRNA, 5.8S rRNA, LSU-rRNA). Gene Ontology annotation, cellular component: nucleolus; small-subunit processome. The record is from RefSeq and is a predicted model, not a curated record. Gene Ontology annotation, molecular function: rRNA binding; U3 snoRNA binding. Lineage: Eukaryota; Metazoa; Arthropoda; Insecta; Diptera; Drosophilidae.